Symphalangus syndactylus (siamang) is the source of this 4383-nucleotide messenger RNA. RefSeq names its product NHERF family PDZ scaffold protein 2 (gene NHERF2). Gene Ontology annotation, biological process: protein localization to plasma membrane. The record is from RefSeq and is a predicted model, not a curated record. Gene Ontology annotation, cellular component: apical plasma membrane. NCBI's taxonomy places the organism in Eukaryota, Metazoa, Chordata, Mammalia, Primates, Hylobatidae. Gene Ontology annotation, molecular function: protein-membrane adaptor activity; signaling receptor binding.
UUUUCAAGGAGAUCCCUGGCCGGGUGUGCUGGCUCACGCCUGUAAUCCCAACACUUCGGGAGGCCGAGGUGGGCGGAUCACCUGAGGUCAGGAAUUUUGAGACCAGCUUGACUAAUGUGGUGAAACCCCCAUCUCUACUAAAAAUACAAAAAUCAGUUGGGCGUGGUGGUGUGUGCCUGUAGUCCCAGCUACUUGGGAAGCUGAGGCAGGAGAAUCUCUUGAACCCGGAAGGUGGAGGUUUCAGUGAGCCGAGAUCCCGCCAUUGCACUCCAGCCUAGGCGACAGAGCGAGACUGUCUCAAAAAAAAAAAAAAAAAAAGGAAAAGAAAAUCCCUUCAGGGGAUUUGAGUCCAGGGGUUGGCCAGACCCCACUGUGAGAACCGCGCCUGGGGCAGGGGUGUGGGAUCUGGAGUUGCCGAGGGUGCAGGGGCUCUACACAUUCACUUUCUCCCUUUCCUGGACGCCCUGCUGAAGCUGGCUGCCCCUGGGAGCUGAGCCCGGGGGCAACAGCUUGGCAGGGAGACAGCGUUCCCUGUGGGGAGCCCAGCCUGGGCACAGGCCUGGCCAUGGGACCUGUGGGACCCGUUUUGUUCCUGGGGCUUGAGGGCAGGCCAUGGUGGUGCUCAGGGCCAAGGUGCCCAGCCCAGGGCUGGUAGGGGGGCUGGCCUUGCAGGGGGGCUGGCUGGUCCCAGGCCCCUGUCCAGGCUGAGGGUUGGAGCCUCCCUCUUUCCCAGGCACCUUCCCUCCCCCAGGAGGAAGCUCCCCCUCUGCCUCAGGCGUUUGUCCAUUGAUUUGGACACAAAUGCAUGGUUCACCUUCCUGUGGAAAAAUCUGGCCCUCGGACUUUAUCUGGAGGGUGCGGUGGCCGAGGCACCUUGCCUUGGGUGGGACCUUCCCCCUCUGCUAUUUCAGGCUCUGGGGGCUGCAGGAAGCCCUAGGAGGGGCUUCCUUUGGGUGUAUUUUUAGAGGAACAAAGGGUGGCCUGAGUGGCAGGUCCCUUUGUGCAUGAGUCUGGCUGGGGACAGGGGCUCCAGAAGGUCAGGGGGCACCCAAGGAACAGGGUCUCCCCUUCUCUCUUCUGGCAUCGAGACCUGAGGUUUCUUUUUCUUUUUCCUUUUUGGCUCACUACAACUUCCGCCGUCUGGGUUCAAGCGAUUCUCCUGCCUCACCCUCCCCAGUAGCUGGGAUUACAGGCGCGCACCACCACACCUGACUAAUUUUUGUGUUUUUAGUAGAGACAUGGUUUCACCAUGUUGCUCAAGCUGGUCUCGAACUCCUGAUCUCAGGUGAUCUGCCCUCCUCAGCCUCCCAAAGUUCUGGGAUUACAGGUGUGAGCCACUGUACCCGGCCCCCGAGAUAUCUGAGGUUUCAUUUCUUUCUUUCUUUCUUUUUUUUUUUUUGAGAUGGAGUUUCACUCUGUUGCCCAGGCUGGAGUGCUGUGGUGCGAUCUCGGCUCACUGAAAUCUCCUCCUGGGUUCAAGCAAUUCUUAUGCCUCAGCCUCCCGAGUAGCUGGGAUUACAGGCGUGCGCCACCACACCUGGCUAAUUUUUGUGUUUUUAGUAGAGACAGGGUUUCGCCAUGUUGGCCAGGCUGGCCUCGAACUCUUGGGCUCAAGUGAUCCACCUGCCUCAGCCUCCCAAAGUGCUGGGAGUACAGGCGUGAGCCCCUGUGCCUGGCUCGAGACCUGAGGUUUCUUCACCUGAGCUCCCAGCAUGGGCAGGAAGAGUUGGGCCUCACCUGACCUCCACAGAGCAGGCUCAGAUCCUGCCCUUCUCAGCCUGGGUUCAGGGCAUGCCUCAGAUGGUCAGGGAGCCCAGGAGGGCAAAGCUUACCUUGCAGGGAUGGCUGCAGUGGGGGUGCUGGUGGCAGAGAGGCAGAGCCCUUGGAGGGAUGUGUGUAGUUUGUCUUUGGUGAAGGAUGGAGAGGGCCCAACUUUGGGUGCCCCCUGGGAGCUAAGGGUGGUUCUCGGUGUCCUCUGCCCUGGCUGCGGAUAGGGGAGGUGGGCAGGGGAGGACACUGAUGUGGUUGGCCCCUCCUUUUGGGGGCCGUGAAGGCCCAGUUAGUGAUGACUCAGCCCUGGGCCACACCAGGCUGGGGGUGGCCGCAGCUGCAGCGCAGCUGAUCCUAGUAGUGACGACAGGGGAUAGCCCCCAAACAGAGACGGGGUGGCCAGCGGUGCCAGGCCCUGGAGGUGGUGGCAGACCCUGAGCCCUCUGCCCCCUGCCCCUAGCCCAUGUCUCCACCCCUGUCUGGAGGGCCUUGGGGGCUAAGAGCAGGUGAGGGGUGACAGUUCUGCGGGAGGCGGCUGUGUGGUUGGGGCGCGGUGCCUGCGGGGGCUUCCGGGCUCCCCUGGCUCUUCUCCUCUGGAGCCUCAGCAGGACUGUCCUGUGUUCUGGGGCCGGGACUCCUCCCUGUCCCCUCAGCCCUGGGUCCUGGGGCAGGGCAGGGCCUUCCAGCAGCUUCCUUCCUUCCUUUCUUGGGACGGAAACCUAGCUGGGUGGGGGGCGCCGGGCUGGAGCCUUCGCAGGGGAGUGGGCUCAGUCAUCACCCUGCUCCCCAGAGUGACUCAGCCCCCACGUCCCCACCCAUCCCCGGGGAGCCAGGGCCGCAGAGGGAGGUAGAUAAGUGGGGUGGCAGCCUGGGUUGGCCAGAGAGUUCAGGCCACCCCAGCCGGACGCCUGCCACUCACUGCCGCUGUGCCGCUGUCAUGGCGCGCUCCGGGAGUGCCAUGCCACCUGCCAGGGCUCCGGGAGCCCCUCCACGGAGCCCACCCCAGAGGCUGAUACAGGAUGUCAGGGGGCCCCUGAGGGAGCUGCGCCCUCGGCUCUGCCACCUGCGAAAGGGACCUCAGGGCUAUGGGUUCAACCUGCAUAGCGACAAGUCCCGGCCCGGCCAGUACAUCCGCUCCGUGGACCCGGGCUCACCUGCCGCCCGCUCUGGCCUCCGCGCCCAGGACCGGCUCAUUGAGGUGAACGGGCAGAAUGUGGAGGGACUGCGCCACGCUGAGGUGGUGGCCAGCAUCAAGGCACGGGAGGACGAGGCCCGGCUGCUGGUGGUGGACCCCGAGACAGAUGAGCACUUCAAGCGGCUUCGGGUCAUACCCACCGAGGAGCACGUGGAAGGUCCUCUGCCGUCACCCGUCACCAAUGGAACCAGCCCUGCCCAGCUCAAUGGUGGCUCUGCGUGCUCGUCCCGAAGUGACCUGCCUGGUUCCGACAAGGACACUGAGGAUGGCAGUGCCUGGAAGCGAGAUCCCUUCCAGGAGAGCGGCCUCCACCUGAGCCCCACGGCGGCCGAGGCCAAGGAGAAGGCUCGGGCCACACGAGUCAACAAGCGCGCGCCGCAGAUGGACUGGAACAGGAAGCGUGAGAUCUUCAGCAACUUCUGAGCCCCUCCUGCCUGUCUCGGGGCCCUGGGACCCCUCCCGCACGGACCUUGGGCCUCAGCCUGCCUCGAGCUCCCCCAGCCUCAGUGGACUGGAGGGUGGUCCUGCCAUUGCCCAGAAAUCAGCCCCAGCCCCAGCCCCCGUGAGCCCCCAUCCUGCCCCUGCCCGCCAGGUACUGGGGGCCUGUGGCAGCAAGAUGGGGGGAGAGAGACCCAGAGAUGUGAGAGAGAGAGGCAGACACAGAGACACACACAGAGAGAGACAGAGAGAGAGAUGGAGCGACGGCUGCGGGGUGAGGGCCUUUGCUGCUCUGCUGGGGCCUGCUGACUGAAAGGAAUUUGUGUUUUUGCUUUUUUUCCAAAAAGAUCUCCAGCUCCACACAUGUUUCCACUUAAUACCAGAGCCCCCCCCACCCCACCCCCACUUCCCCUCCCCCUUGGGACGCGCUCUAAAUAAUUGCAAUAAAACAAACCUUUCUCUGCAAACCAUUUCCUCCCCGCCCCCUCCCCUCAGCAGCGGCUGUCCUGAGUGGGAGUCCCUGGGACUUCCCAGUGGCCAAGCUGGGGCCCCCAGCCUUUCGUGGGGACCUCGGGUAAGGCCAGGGAGGCCUGAUGUGGCCAUAAGAGCUGCCCCUCCCCACCCAGCUACCCUGUGUGCCUGUGCCCUGCUGGGAGUCUGAAGCGCAGGGCCUGGGCUCUCCGAGGGGCAUGAGAAUGGAGGCCCCCUGUCCCCAAGGAGGGUGGCCUCUGGACAGGCCCCUCAUUCCGCACGGCAGCUCCCAGGCCUGGGGAACAUAGGUGUGUGAGAGCGGCACCUGGGAAGGACUCCUGGCCUCUGGCUCAGCCCUGCCUGGCGGGCUCCCCCGUGGACACCUGUUGACUUUGCACUUCCCUCCUGGGCCCCGCAUCCCUGAACCGACCACGGAUCGACCGGCACUGCUGCUGCCUCGUAAGCCAUAGCGCAUGUGCGCGCUCAGAAUAAACAGGCCCUGCCUGGGA